Cinara cedri is the source of this 1723-nucleotide messenger RNA. NCBI's taxonomy places the organism in Eukaryota, Metazoa, Arthropoda, Insecta, Hemiptera, Aphididae. The record is from the annotation of a GenBank genome assembly.
AUGAACAUAAACAUGUAUAAAUAUAAUCCGUUUAGAGGGGCCUCAUAUAUUCAAUUACCAAAAUUUAUAUCUGAUAAAAAAGUUAUUAUCAACAUUAAAAACGAAGAUAACAAAUGUUUUCUUUGGUCAAUUCUUGCUGCUUUACAUCCAGCGAUAAAAGAUGCAAAUAGAGUUAGCAAAUAUAAAGAAUGGAAAAAUGAAUUUAAUGAAGUAUUUAAAAGUUUAAAAAUUGAAUUUCCAGUUAAAUUAAAGGAUAUUCCUAAAUUUGAAAAAAAAAACAAAUAUGUCCAUUAAUGUGUUUACUUAUGAUGAUAAUAUAAAUAUAGUACCACUACAAAUAUGUGAUAUACAAAAAGAAACUUAUAUUAACUUAUUUUAUAUUAAAGAAAAAAAUAAUGAACAUUAUUGUUUGAUUAGAAACUUAAUGAGAUUAGUUGAUUCGCAAAAAACAAAACAUGCCCAUAAAACACAUUUAUGCAACAUGUGUUUAUCCCAUUUUCAUACUGAGGAAAGUCUAACAAACCUUGAGAAAUAUUGCAGAAAUAAUAAAUGUGCUAAAGCAAUAUUACCGAGCAUAUCUAAUUGUAUUUUUAAAUUUGAAAAAUACCAAAAAUUUUAUAAAGUUCCUUUUGUUAUUUAUGCUGAUUUCGAAAGUAUGCUAUCCAAAAUUGAUAUAUGUCAACCUUCUGAUACAGCUUCCUGUAUAAAAACAUACCAAAACCAUUUACUUGUUAGUUUUUGUUAUAAUGUUAAAUAUAGUAAUACUAGUAAAAGUAAUCUAGUAACAUAUUUAGGUGAAGAUGCAGAAAAAUUUUUUUUGGGAAAAUAAAAGAUGAAGCUCUUUAUAUUGCAAAAAGUUAUUUAGAUGUAAAAAAAACCUAAGAACAAGAAACUGAAUUUGAAAAAGAAAAUAACUGUCAUAUAUGUGAAAAAUCUUUAAGUGAUUUACCACUAAUACUAGAGAAAAAAAAAUAGAAUACUUGAUGAAACUAUUAAUUAUUGUCAAUCUGAAAAUUUAGAUUUAGAAAAUGUAAAAAAUAUAGAAAAAGAAACUGAAUAUUUUAAAAAACGGCUUGAUGAAUUAAUAAAAGAAAAACAGAUGUUCUUUGAAGAACUUGAAGAUAAUAUAAAAAAGGUUAAAGAUCACGAUCACUUAACAGGAAAAUAUCGAGGAGCUGCUCAUUCUAUAUGUAACUUAAAUUAUAAGGUUCCUAGAUUUGUUCCAGUAUUUUUCCACAAUCUAUCUGGUUAUGGCCCACAUUUAUUCAUAAACGAAUUAGGUAUUGAUAAAGAAAAUAUAAAAACAAAUGCAAUUAGUGAUGAAAAUUAUGUAUCAUUUUCAAAAAAUAUACAAUAUAUACAUAUAGAUCCAAUUACUAAAAACCCUGUUUUAGAUCAGAAAGGAAAACCUAUUUUUAAGACAGUUGAAAUAAGAUUUCUUGAUUCUUUCAAAUUCUUAUUUAGCUCUUUAAAAAAAUUAGCUAAUACUUUAGAACCAUACCAGUUUAAAGAACUAUCUAAUCAUUAUCCUGAACAAUUGGAUUUAGUAAAAGGAAAAUUAUCNUCUCUAGAAAAAUAUGAUGAAGAAUCUCUACCUAAUAUAGAUCAAUUUUACAGCUCUCUUACAGGCAAACAUGUAACACAAAAUGCAUAUGAAAAUGCUAAAAAAAUAUGGGAAAGAUUCGAAAUAAAAAAAUAUGAGAGAUUUUACCAUACUUUAUAA